Drosophila elegans is the source of this 7235-nucleotide messenger RNA. RefSeq names its product protein tincar (gene tinc). The record is from RefSeq and is a predicted model, not a curated record. The transcript has 10 exons. Lineage: Eukaryota; Metazoa; Arthropoda; Insecta; Diptera; Drosophilidae. The coding region runs from base 798 to 5339 and encodes 1513 amino acids.
AUUUUGGACAGUACGGACGUCACGUCGCGGAUCGUUUUCUAACGGGUUAUCAAGCUCUGUGAUUGUGUGCGCGCGUGUGUGCUUACCCACAAAGCUCUGCUACAAUAUUGAAUGCAACUAAAGCUGAAAUAAAGAAAUAAUUAAAUACUAAGUGUGAAUGACAAACAGGUGAAGCAAAAACAAAGUCUGUCUAUCGUGUGGCUUACUUCAAGUAAAAAGAAAAUUCGCCGAUACUACACAGGCAAACAUAUCAAAGAAGGGAUUAUUUUGGACUGAAAAAUUCGCUUUAAAGGCGCUUGGGAGUAAAACCCGUCACAGCAUCGACCAUAACCAAUUGGAGUCAACCAAACGGAACCUACUUUGAGGCAAAAAUGCGUUACGGUUCCGCCAAUUUAUAUCGAUGACUCAGCAAAUCAGUGUCAAUCAAAGUGUGGGAAAACGACCCGAAUUUCCACAAAUAUGCGCCAGCAAAUAGAAUCGUUGGCCGCUAUAAUGAGCCAUAUCAGCGAACAAAUAUUAUCCACGUCGCCAGCCACUGGAAUGGGAAAUGGCCAAAACAAUGAGCAGCAGCAACAUCAUUAUCAUCAUCAGCAGCAACAGCAGCAGCAGCAGCAGCACUUGAGUAAAUAGAAAAUCAGUGUUCAGAAUCAAUACAAAAUCAAUAUAAAUAGUGCGGGGCAAUAGACAGAAAUUGAUUGUCAACAUUAUUCGCUGUCGCGGAGAGUGAUAAAAACCCGUGUAGCAACAAAAACCAGCGGAGCAUUGAAAGCCAAACAAAGACGAAUCUCCCAGCGAGAAUGGGUGGCAAGCAUCAGGGAUCUGCAGCCGGAGGAGUCUCCUCCGGAGGCGGCGGCAGCAACAACUCAAGCCUGUGCAACUCGGUGAUGACGAGUGCCACCACGGCCAGCAGUAGCCUCACCCAGCAGCAGCAGCAGCUGCAGGCCAAGUACAUCAAGUCGAAGCGCCAUCAGAGCCGCUACACCAGUCUCCAGCACUCCGGCCACGAUUCCGGCAGCUAUCUGCACCUCAACUCGCUCUGGUCCAUCUGGUAUGGGGUGCUACUCACCCUGUUCCAGGGAUACUUGGCCAUGCAUGGAGCCUACAGGUUCCUGGGCUGUUCACUGAUUCCCUGGAAAAUUGAACCCGUGGCCGAGCUGAAUCUGCAAAUUGUGCUCUCUGGAGUGGUCUUCAUCCUUUUGCCGGUCUUUUUCACUUCGGCUGUGUUUAAGGUUGGCAACUUGGCAAACGACGGCAUUAAAUUGGCCACCGGCGCCAGGGAACGGCGCUGCACGCUUUCGCCGCACGAUGGCCUGGAGGAGGAGUCGCGUGGCGGAACUCUCCGAGCACUCUGGACCCACGGAGGACCCACGGCGGCCUUCGUCCACAUCCUGAUUGGCCUCUGCCUGCUCCUGCCGCGCCUGCUGCUCGAGGCUCGAAUCAUUGAGAAUGGAUUGCUGCCAAAAGAGCAAAUUUGGGCCACUGAAUUGGACUUUGUUGUGAUCAAUCGACGCAAUUUGAUAGCCCUGUCGGUGGUGGGGCCCACACCUUACCCCAGGCACCGCCAGCAGCAGCAGCAUCAGCAGCACCAUAGCCAGCCCAGACUGAAUCUAACCGCAAACAGCUUGGAACAGGACGAGGAGGACUACUUCAACGAUACCAUGUUCACGGCCAUCCGUGGAGUGCCAGCCGGGGGCAAUAACAAUUUGUUCGACCUGCGACUCGAUAAGGCAAGUGGCAGAAAGGCGGCCAAGACGACGGCAACAACGAAGACAACAACCAAUGCGGGCAAGGGCCGAUACUUUGAAGUACCCGAUUUAAUUAAUCAAGAUAUUGACGAAGAGGAGCGCCAGGAGCUCGAGGAGGCGAUGCGGGGUGAGGAUGACGUCCAUGGAGAUGGGGAUGGGGAGGACUUCGGUGAGGAGGGAACCGUCAUCAUGCCCGAUUUCGAUGAGUUGCCGCCAAGAACCGCAGUUGGCACGACAACCACAACCACCACUGACGCCGGCAAGCUGAAUGUCAAGAAUUGGGAAAUGCUGGGGACCCUGGGCAAAGAGACCACAACAACCAGCUCUAGUACAACACCAUCUACCAGCACCGCUAAAACAACAACGACCACAACAACGGCUGCAACGACAACUAGUAGCAGCAGCACCACCACCACCACCACCACGACCGUCAAACCUGUUGAGAUUCAGACUACCAGCAGGCAACCACAUCACCACCAUGGAAAAGCCCGUAAGCACCACAAGCAUCACAACAAACAGCGGCAACAGCAACAACCGCGACGCCAUCACGUCGCCUCGCACGAGCAGGCAAUCCUCGAGAGCUUCCAGGAGGAGGAGACCACCACCCGCGACAGCAGCAUCCAUCGAGUGAGGCCCGAGGUACUGCCGGAAGUGCCCAUACCCUCGACGCCCGUUUCCGCCUCCAACUCGAAGAUCAUUGCUAUCAAACCGAAGAAUCAGAAGCGCAGGAUUGCCAAACGGGCGGCCGGAGUCGAAAUCGAACCGGAAUAUUUGCUCGGCGAUGCCAAUAUAAAUUCCAGUGAAUUUGUGGCCAAAUCAAAUGAGCAGGAGCCGGAGGAAAGCGAGGAUUUCGAGCUGGAGGAUAGUGACUUUCAGGCAGUGCCCGCAUUGAACCCAGCAUCACCGGCGGCACCAACCAACCCAAAGCCUGGGCAGGACUACGUCCGUCUGGAUGGCUUCGCCGGAAUGCUGCAGCUCUUCUUCGGCAUCGAUAAACCCAUUGAUGUGGCGAUUUUCUCCCAACCACCCAGUGCCGAGUUUGUGAACUUACUGUGCGCCCUAUUGGUUUGGUCCGUUCGAUAUCCGGCAGUUUUCUGGAACACCUCCAAGGCCUUUGCCUGCGUGUUUAGCCUUCAAAUGGUAGUGGCUGCCUUGGACAUUAUCCUCGGCUAUGUGGGCGUCUCGAAUCUGUACAAGCUUCAGAUCUACGCCGAGGCCAUGCCAGUUCAUCAGCCCGGACUCAUUCUGAACGCCGUGGUCACCUUAUCCCUGUAUCUUUUGUCCAUUGCUUUGGUGGUGGCCUCCUCGAUGGUCAUGUAUUUGUACGGACACGGACGUCUGGCCACGCGGAUGCGGGAUCGUUCGAUUAUCACGCUGAAGAGUCACCAGACCUGGAUCUACUUCGCCCACUGCGCCUCCUUGUGCUUCGUCCUUGCCUUAGCGGUGGUGAAAGCGCCGCUCCUGAACGAUCUUAGUGCCACGUACAAGAACAACCUUCAUUGCCCCACAUUCCUGGCCGCUCUCGUUGGAGUGACACACCUGCUGCUCUGGAUCGUCAUCUGGCUAUGCCUGACCAUCAAGCGGCGUUGGCACUUUAAGCUGCCGCCGCUGGACAGCACUUACGGAGGAUUGCUGGGCAAGUCUAGUGCCCAGCCGCUUCUGAUGUCCAGCGGCCAGCGGACGGGCAGCAACUCCAGCAGCAGUGGCUGCAACUCGACCAGCACCACCGUGAAUGGAGGCGAUUCCAAGCCGGACAUGAUGAGCACGGCCACCAGCACCGAACUGGGGAUGAGCGGGGGUAUCAAUGGGGGCAUGGGCGGGACGGGCAUGGGACUAGUCGCCCAGGAGGACAUCUACUGGCCCAAGCUGACGCCCAGUUCGCCCAAGCUGAAGGUCACCUUCAACGAAGUUACGAGUACGUCUGAUGAUGUCCUACUAAUUGGUGACCAAGAACAAACUGAUGGCAAGCGCCAUUCGAGCCGUGGAGCCUCGAUAUGUUUUGCCAGUGCUGCGGGGGAAAUUGACGACGGCGAGUACGCGACACUAAGGGCAGCCACCGCCGGAGCCGUCGUGGGCAUCACCAUGGGCAGCAUGAAGAGAGGCGUCAGCAACACUUCGGUGGGGGUCAGUCUGCUCCAUCUCUCGGAGUACGAUGAACUUCCUCCACCGCCGCCGGCUAACCAUCAUCACCAGCAGCAGCAACAGAAGCAACAGCAGCGGCCAGCCCAAUCCUUUGCCCAUGGACAUCCCCACGACUAUGCGAACCUCAGCGGAUUGGGUGGCAUCAGCGACGACAACAUCUCCGAGGAGGGCAAACUGCUGGCCUGUGUGCGCGACGACAGCAUCACAUACGCCUCCACCAGGGAUCUGGAGCCGCCACAGCCGUCGGCCCAGGGCCAGGCGCAGGCCCAGACACACAGCCAACCACCACCACCUCCGCCGCUGCCCAUGAAGGGAGCUCCCGUGCCACAGCCGCCAGCGGUACUGCCCCAUCCCGGCAUCUACGGACGGGCCCCUCAAGCCAUGCCCGAGAUGAUGCAGUUGUCGCCCGAGCACCACCACAAUCCACUUCAGCAUGCGCUUCAGCAUCCACAGCAGCAUCCUCUCCAACCGAAGCAGCAGCAACAGCUGCCGCCACCACCACCGCAGCAUCCACUCCAGCAGCAGGGCAAUCCGCACCAGCAUCAGCAUCUAGUCAGCCCCUUGGCUCCGGUCACGGUCGCAGUUCACACCAACGAAGCGCAUAUCGCCUCCAGUUCCACACCCCGCUGCCUGCGCCGCGCCGACUCGGGCGUUCCCAACGAGGCGUUGACGCCCCGCAGCGACACCACCUCCACCACCGAGAGCACCAACACCACCUCGCCGCCGGAACGUGCCCCCUCCGAGUCCUCCAGCGGAGUUCAUUCGGGCGAGGAACGUGAACUGGAGGUGAUUAUCCGACCGCGGGCCAACAGCAAGCCGCCCCCACGCCCCCAGCAGCCGCCCAUCCAGGAAGAGCCAUACGGCCGCUGCACCAACAUGCGCAUGUCCAGCUUCAACGCGGAUCCAUCUACCGUCUCGUCGUCAUCGUCGUCGUCGGUUAUCAACAGUGCCACUUUGCCGCUGCAGCGUUCGGUGCCGGAUCAGAAAUUCGACUACACGGCCCACUGCAGCACGAUGCCACUGCCGGUGGGCUGCCACAGCCAGCAGCUCGCUGGGAGCGGUGGCUACGCCUCCACCUCGGCGAUGACCAGUUCCAUGGGCGGCGGAAUGCCACCACUGCCGCCCUCGCAAGUGUCCAGCUUUAUGACCCCCAGCAGCAUGCACUACGCCAAUGCAUCUGUGGCCCUGGGCAACAGUAGCGGUCAGCAGCCGCACACCACGCUGCCAAAUGGAGUGCGCUACUCGAACCCGCACUUCCUGCGCCGCCUGCCGCACGUGACCAAGGCGGCGGAGUCGCCCUACGGACACCUGGGCUACGGAGCUGGCCAUCACGCCUUCGCCAAGCUGCCGCACGAUACGCAUCCCACCAUUCCCGAGGAUCGUGACUCGGCCAACUACUCCAUGGCCUCCGACCAGGACUGCGGAUUGUAUGUGACGGCUCAGCUGCACUAGGAUGACGAGGGCUUUCGCUUCAGGUUUACCUACUAUACUAUGAACUUAGACUUUUUGCAAGAUGCAUUGUAAUCCUGGCCUCUAAAACCCCAUGAACUGUUCUUCUCUAAGUUACUGUCUGAUUGCACUACGGCAUAAAUAGAUGGAUAUAUUAAGAGUACCCAAACAAAUUCAUAUAUUAAAAAAGGAAAAAAUUAAGAGCAGAUAGGCUGCUUCCAGAAUUAUUGGAAUUUAUGGAGACUUGUGUUGUAGUGCAAUCGUAGAGUAGACCCCUAGCAUUACAAUCUUGCAAUGUCUUAAACCCUUGUACCCAUAUCGCUCUAAGUUAGCCUCUCGGUUUUUGUACAGCUCCGGGCCCCAAGAGAAGCCAUACCAAAUCCACUCAUCUUCCAAGGGAUUAGAUGUUUACCGAAUCCUACAUAACUUAAAUUAUUCAUUAUUUGCUUUGCCUUGACGAUGAUCCACUCAAGUAUUUAGCGCAAACUGCCACUCAGAUGACCCACGCAAAUGAAAAAAUUGAACCUUAAACUAUAUCUACAUCUAAACUACAACUACACCUACGGCUAAUUCUAAAUAUAUAUAUUUAUAUUUAUACAUGCUAUGCUCGUAUACAAUGUGUAAGAUAAUAAGCUAAUCGUGUUUAAGUAAUCAAUGUAAACUAAAGUUUAUCAUAUCAUAUAUGAAUGAAUACCGAUAGCUAACUGUAAGACCUUUUGAAAUAUUAAUCUGAAAGGAAAAAAAUAUCAUAGCUCGAACAUGUGCAAGCACUCAAAGUACUUUUCCCUAAGCAAUUUCUAUUAUCGCAAGGAAAAAAAGGAACAAAAGGCAUACGAAUUUAAGCUGCAAUUCUAUGGUUUUUAUUGUAGGGAUAAACUGUAAAGUGGUAAAUCGUAAUUUUAUGGCACUAACUAGCCACAACGUUAUGCUUCAGCUAGUCGGCAUAGAUGAUAGACACCCAGCAUGGCUUUGGCAUAUGUAUUUUCUAUGGUCUCUCAACGGUUACAGUUUAAGAUUAAUGUAAAAUGUAAUGUAACAAAGCGACAAUAUAAAUAUUAUCUAAUGUAUGAUACAAAUGAAUACUAUCCCGGCCCCAUACAUAUCUGACACGCACAAGACUUACUACCUAAACCUACUGCACGCUGGAAUGUCUUUACACCAUUUAUCCCGCUUAUUAAGUUUUGUUUUUCUUGCCGCCGACUAAGUAGAUAAAUGUACGUUUUUUUUUUUAAUCGGAACACGAGUUUGCUCUUCAUGGUCCAAAAUUCCCAUUUGGGCCUUGUUAAAUCACCAGUCGACAGAAGAACUUCUCUACCGGUGAAUAUAGUAGUUUGGGACAAUCUAUGAAGAGCAAUAAAUAGACCGCUUGUAUUUAUUUUUUAAAGACUGAUUAGUAAUAUAAUACAUUUCGAAAUGCACAUCCAUCACAGUCCUUGAAUAAAAUAUUAGAAGCCAGCUUGAGAAAUCCAUAGCAUUGAUACGAUAGUGGAUAGGCCAUAAAUAUAGUUUAGUAUGUCGUCGUUAACUUGGUUCCUUUGUGAAACGCACUAAACUAAACGAGAUAUCAACAUUUAAGAAAAAAACUUUUGUAAGAUAAUUUAAAAUUAAUUAAAAAAUUAUUCAAACAAAAUAUCUAAAAGAAAUACAAAGUAUGUCCCAAAAGUGAACUACAAAAACUUGAUUUAUUAACCUGGGUAUAAUUUAUAUUGCGCUAGCGAGCAAAACCUGUAAAUGAAUGCAAGGUUAAACCCAGUAUCCGAUAUAGCGCAUGCAUCUUAAACAUUUAUAUUUAAUAACAUAAAUCAAUAAAUGUUUAAAUUAUUUAUAUAUACGAUAUACGGAUUAAAUGGUUUAUCAAUGGUAAAUAAAGAAAUACCACCGCUUUAUGUAAACCCCCAA